AUGGCGCGGCCCUGGCUGCAGCGCUGCAAGAUACUAUGGUUUCUGCUGGCUUCUCAAUGUCUUUGCGCUUGUGGUUCUUCCAUUGCCGCUGACCAGGACGGGCGCAGCCGUCUUGUUCGAUCCGUUGCGGUGCAGCCAGAUGCCGACUUCGAGCUGCCACUGCAACUUUGCAAUGGCACGUCGGUGGAGGAGUGUGAUCCUGGUAUGCCAGAGAAGCUGUGCAACGCGAGGUACGUGUGCGACGCGAAGUCCUGCUCCAUGUGUCGUCGAAUGGAGAAUCGGUGCGCGAAGGAUGCCAGAUGCAGAGCUUGA
Molecule: messenger RNA, 312 nt
Organism: Symbiodinium sp. CCMP2456
Lineage: Eukaryota; Dinophyceae; Suessiales; Symbiodiniaceae
Source: the annotation of a GenBank genome assembly